AUGACAGGAGCUGGUUGUGCUGCUGCAGCUUGGAGCUCACACGAGUCACAGACUCAGUCCCAACUCAGAACACGGUCGGUAGACACGACUGCUUCAAGCCUUCAUGCUUCAGCAUGAUCUGACAGAUCUCUAGCUCUAUCGAGUAUCGUGCAUGCUAGCUAUGCGUGCACGUAACUAAGUUAGUUACUUUGUUGAAUGCUGCAGUGCUGUGGUAGUGCAGAGUAGUUUCUUUGGACCAAACAGGCUAACUCCAAACUGACCAAAUGCAAAGCCACCGAAAGUUUGGUAGGGUUGCAUUGCAGGGCGCGUAAGAGUGCUCCUUCCUCUUUUGGCUGCUCGCACAAGUCGUGUCGGCCGUGUAGAGUUACAGUAUCAGAUGAAGUCCUAGAGCCAUGUCUUCUUCUACCUCCAUCAAGAGCAAAGUGGGAGAUGCUUUUAACGGUGGUACGUUCGAGCAAUCAUCGUACGCAAUGAAUCCAACUGAGCUUCAGAAUGGAUCGGGGGAGAUCCCUAGUGGCAAUGAUAGCAGCACUGUGGAGUUGACAUCGAUAAGCCGUGUAGCUAGCGAUCCGAACGGCGAUGAGACACAGCUGAUUGCGUACGAGGAGAAGAUUGAAGAUGGAACGGCGAAGAGUGGAUUUGGCAUGGCAUCAUAUAACAUGAUCAACUCGAUCAUCGGUGCAGGAAUUAUUGGUCUGCCGUUCGCCAUAUCCCAAGCUGGGUUUAUCCUGGGCACCUUCUUGCUCUUCUUCAUGGCACUGGUUACCGACUACUCACUACGGCUGCUGGUGGAAACUGGCUUACUGAUCGGCGUCACCAGCUACCAGGGGACCAUGGACAAAAUGUUCGGCAAGGCUGGAUUUUUCUAUUUAUCUGCAUGCCAGUUUUUCUACCCUUUUUUCGCUAUGAUCGGCUACACCAUCAUUAUCGGUGAUACCAUCCCAAAGGUCUUGGAGCAAGCUGGUGCAGGCGGCGUUCUUAUUAAUGAAAUGUUCAUCAAGUUUGUUGUGACAGUUCUUGUUAUGUGGCCGCUAUCUUUAUACCGCGAUAUUGCCAAGCUCGGAAAGGUUUCAUUCCUGGCAAUCAUGUUCAUAAUUUUCCUGUGCCUGGUUGUCUUGAUCCGAAUCAACAACGGCAGUACGGCUACUUACGACGCGCCUCCGUUCCAGUUCUUCAACUACAACAUUGCCCAGUCGCUAUCCAUCAUGACCUUUGCCUACAUGUGUCACCACAAUACCUUCCUGAUCUACAGCUCCCUGGAGGCACCGUCGAUGCAGAAAUACGGCCGAGUCGUGCACGUCUCGGUGGCUGCUGCCGCCGUCGUGGCCUUCAUUCUGGCACUGGGCGGCUACAUCACCUUCCGCACCAGUAUCAGAGGUGACCUUCUGCAAAAUUACUGCAUCGGUGACACGCUGGUGAAUGUGGCGAGAGUGGGCUAUGCGUUCGUAGUGAUGUUCACCUUCCCCAUAGAAAUGUUUGUGUGCAGAGAGGUGUUGGCCAUUGGCUAUUCCUGGUACAACAGGAUUGGCUCCAAGGCAGAGUCGCUGCCCUUCCACGUCACCAGCACUCUUGCUGUGGGUGUAGUUAUCCUGGGGAUCGGCAUUCCUGUCAGCAAGCUGGAUGUGGUGCUGGAGUUCUCCGGAGCGCUCUUCGGUACACCGCUAGCCUUUGUGUUUCCUCCGGCCUGCUAUCUGCGUGCCACCAAGGGCCAGUCGUUCAACUUCAAACGCAUCAAGGCCUGCAUCUGCCUGAUCUUUGGCACGGUGUUGACCGUCCUGGGAACGGUGGUGGCCAUCAUCGAGGCGUCUAAGGGCGUGACGGAAGACAACCUGGACUGGCCGUACUGCGCCACCGAUGGCAACUACACGCUUGGUAAUGUCACCACCGGCAUGGCCAGCGCUCCGACAACGUUCACUGCAACGUCAGUGUAAGCCGUCCCGCGUACCGUGGACACCAGCGCACCCUGCAUGCAUGCUGUACUGGUGGCUAUGGGUGCUGCAGCAGCAUUUCAGCACGCCGUAGCUCUGCUGGCUCUGCAUAGGUAGCAAUGUUGAAAUGUGUUUGCCUGGUCGCAACGAGUGUCGGUGAGCAUCGGUCAGUGCGGACCAUGAGCAUAGCAUUCGGCAGCAUGUCCACCCAGCGAUGAACCAGUGAGUCUACUGGUAUUGUGUGUAGCGCCAUGACUGAAAGGGCUGCUGCUGCUCAUCUGUGUGCUGUGUAGCGCUCCGCUUAUCAUCACCCAAGCCCCGGCAUAUAGUUGCCACGGGUCUAAUGCUUAUAUCUUAGCAUUGUAUUAUAUUAAUUUUAUAUUUUUCCCAUGCUAGACUAGAGAGGGAGAGAGAGAGAGAGCGUGCCAGGCGCAUCCCCGGCUGUUCACGGUACGCACUUACGUUGAGACAGUCGUAUCGCUGCGACAAGCCUUGCCGGGUCACUUACGUGUGGGUGGUAUUGUGUUCAGCACCUCUACUAGGCUCAACUCUGUUACACAUGACACUGCUUGGAACAUGUACACAGUGCUAUUUUUUCCCCGGACCACUCACAGGCAUAUAUUGGCCUCCUCUAUGGCUAUGACUCUGUUUACAACCAUGAUUAUUUUUGGAUCUUGACAAAAUUCCCCCGGGAUGAAAUAUUUUCUGAACAAAAAUGAAUCGCAUCAUCA
This is a messenger RNA of Sycon ciliatum, 2659 nucleotides long. Its product is annotated as putative sodium-coupled neutral amino acid transporter 11. The record is from RefSeq and is a predicted model, not a curated record. Gene Ontology annotation, molecular function: L-amino acid transmembrane transporter activity. Gene Ontology annotation, biological process: amino acid transmembrane transport. The transcript is spliced from 16 exons. The coding region runs from base 393 to 1931 and encodes 512 amino acids. Lineage: Eukaryota; Metazoa; Porifera; Calcarea; Leucosolenida; Sycettidae.